GUUUGGGUUAACGGAUCCUUCCUAUUACUAUUAUCUCAAUCAAAGUGGAACUUACUCUGUUGAUGGUACAGAUGAUGUGAAAGAAUAUGAAGAAACUAGAAAAGCUAUGGAUGUUAUUGGUAUUAGCGAUGAGAAUCAAGCUGACUGUUUGGCUCUUGUUGCUGGUGUACUGCAUUURGGAAACAUUGGUUUUAGUGAAGAUGGAAAUUAUGCCACUCCUGCUGAUGAGGAAUUUCUACAAUAUCCUGGAUAUUUAUUUGAAGUUCAGCCAAAGCUACUGAAAGAAAAAUUAACCAGUCGUAUAAUGGACAGUAAGUGGGGUGGCAAGUCUGAAGUAAUAAACAUGAAGCUGAAUGUUGAACAGGCCUGCUAUACMAGAGAUGCACUUGCCAAAGCUUUAUACUCUAGACUUUUUGAUUUUCUUGUCCAGUCUGUUAAUAAGGCUAUGCAGAAAGAUGUGGAAGAGUUAGCCAUUGGUGUCCUUGAUAUUUAUGGUUUUGAAAUUUUCCAGAAAAAUGGCUUUGAGCAAUUUUGUAUCAACUUUGUAAAUGAGAAACUGCAGCAAAUCUUUAUUGAGCUCACACUGAAGGCAGAACAAGAAGAAUAUGUUGAAGAAGGCAUAAGCUGGUCUCCAAUUGACUACUUCAAUAACAAGAUCGUCUGUGACUUGAUUGAAUCUAAGCGUCCACCAGGCGUGAUGUGUGUCAUGGAUGAUGUGUGUGCUACAAUGCAUGCAGUAGGAGAAGGAGCUGAUGCAACAUUGUUGGAGAAACUAAGCAAUGCUGUUGGCAGUCAUCAGCAUUUCCAACCCUGUAGUGGAGGAUUUGUUAUUCAUCAUUAUGCUGGAAAGGUUUCAUAUGAUGCUGAUGGUUUUUGUGAAAGAAAUAGAGACAUUCUGUUCAAGGAUUUGAUUGAGCUAAUGCAAGGCAGUGAGAAUCCUUUUAUUCGUGCAUUAUUCCCUGAUGAUAUCAAAAGUGACAAACGAGGCAGACCAACUACAGCUAGUGUUAAGAUCAAGUCCCAGGCAAAUACUCUCGUUGAGAAGCUGAUGAAGUGUACGCCUCAUUAUAUUCGAUGUAUCAAGCCAAAUGAAACCAAACGGGCACAUGAUUGGGAGGGUGACAGGGUGAAGCAUCAAGUUGAGUAUCUGGGAUUGAAAGAGAACAUCAGAGUUCGCCGAGCCGGUUUUGCCUACAGACGACCCUUUGACAAAUUCCUGCAGAGAUAUGCAAUAUUAACACAAGAAACAUGGCCGAAGUGGAGRGGUGAGGUACGACAAGGAAUCACUCAUUUGAUGAACGCUGUGAACAUGGAGCGYGAUCAAUGGCAGCUWGGGAAAACCAAAGUGUUUAUCAAGGCUCCAGAAUCACUCUUUUUACUGGAAGAAUUGAGAGAGCGUAAGUUUGAUGGGUAUGCAAGACGUAUCCAGAAAGCRUACAGGAUGUACAAAAAUAGGCAGUACUUCGCUGAACUCAAGCAGCAAGCCUCUGAUAUCUUGUUUAACAAGAAAGAGCGAAGGAGAGGAAGUAUUAAUCGUAACUUUGUUGGUGAUUACAUUGGUUACGACGAGAACCCUGCACUCAGAAGUCUUGUAGAGAAACGGGAGAGGAUCGAAUUUGCAGCCACCGUUAAUAAAUAUGAUCGUCGUUUUAAGCCAACAAAGCGAGAUCUUUUGUUAUCAAGCAAACACAUUUAUCUCAUUGGACGAGAGAAGGUUAAGAAGGGACCGGAAAAAGGCAGGGURUAUGAAGUUGUCAAACGAAAACUGGAUGUCAAGACAGUUGCAUCGAUAUCUCUCAGUCAUUUGCAGGAUGACUUCCUAGUUYUGCAUGUUCCUGAGUAUGACAGUGUUCUAGAGACGGUUUUUAAGACRGAGUUUUUGACGUUGUUAUCUUCAAAGUAUAAAGAUGCAACAGGGAGAGAUAUAAAAAUCGAAAUCAUGGGAAGCAUCACGUUUACAGUUAAGAAAGAAGGAUGGGGCGGUGGAGGCACCCGAGUCAUUACRUUCUCUAAGGGGGACACAGAAUUCCCUUUUUUGAAGGCCUCAGGAAAGUCUCUCARUAUUAGUAUCGCAAGUGGAUUACCAAGAGAUACAAGACCCGGAAGAAUACCAGCUAUCAGUCAUCACAGCCCAGCUAAACCAAAGCGCUCAGCUCCAUCAGGACCUCCUUCAUAUGCUCAGCCAUCACAGCGUAACCGUAGUGCAUCUAACGCCUUCAGAAAGUCUGGRCGACAGCCACAUUUACCCACGUCUGGAGCACAACACUUGGCUAAAGCUGGUCAACCACAAGUUGAUGCUCACGCAGCUUUCAUGCAGACACCUGAUUCAGGAGUGUGUGGAUUUAACCGCGCCAACCCAGGCCUUGGAAAAGUACCUCGAAUUCCGAAUCGUGGUUGUGUAAGUUACUCAGCUGGGAGCGGGAAAGCUGUUGAGAAGGUUAAAAUACGAGCCAAGUCRGUAUCAUUUGGUGAAGGGGACCAGUUGCAAAAAGAUCGGUCACAAAGGCAUUUUGAAGCCGUUCGAGCUACGUUACCUCAAGGACAAGAGAACUACGGCACUUUACAAAGAAAGCAAAAAAAGAAMUACGAAGAGCCUGAGUAUGCUGAAAUCCAUACGAUUUCUGCUGAAAAACGACCAGGUCACCUAAGGUUCACCGAGUACAAGUCCAUUCCGGCUGUUCAACAACGUUCAGUAGCUUACGAAAUGUGCAGUACGGACUUUGGAAUGUCUACCUUAAGAAAGAACAAGUCGACUCCUGACAUCGCCUUACAACCACCAGCCGGCCUAAUGUACUUUUCGAGAGAACAAAACGUCGCAGACCAUGCAUUGUUGCCACGACAUGAACAUAUGGCAACAUUAAGAAAWGCAAAAUCAAAUCCAGCAGUCGCACCAGCAGAACAAGGCAUUGCUUUAAGACCAGAUGGGUUACCGUACAGAGCCKCACAGAUAUCAUGCAACAGCUCUGAUGUUGACAACUCUGUCUAUAGAUCURCAACAAGAGGGUUUGAACAAAAAUCUGAUCUUUCUCCCCCCUGCUGUACCACAGACACAUUGGACCGCAGACAGAMGAAACAUCGYCCUCGCCGCCCUGCAACAGCUCAUGAAUGCAAUAUAGAUGAUUUCUAUGAACAACAUGAUACAUUUGCUGUGGAAAGAAAUAGGAAAGCCAAUGCAGAUUAUUUCAAUGCAGUGCAUAAASAAAGUGCUAAUGUGGGACAAUCGUCUAUUCCUCUUGGAUAUCGAACUGCUAGCUAUCGCAUUGCUGUGACAAGUCCAAGACACAGUAAAUUGCUGGGCGCUUUAACAAAUGUUCGAUAUGACGACAUAACUGAGUCGGACCCGCAAAUUGCCAAUCAAAGCAAAAAUCUGUCUUCAAUUAAAUGUGAUGUUUUAUCUAGAACACUAAGAAAGAAAACUGAUGUCCAGAAUGAUGACUAUGUUAGCAUGGAAAAUCUCACAAACUUAUUAUCGACACGAGAUAGAGCUCARCAAACCAUGGUAGGUCCUUCACUUGCUUUACCCAAUCAACGACAAGUUUAUGAUAUCUCCAAAGUACAACAAACUCGAGCAACAAAGCCAGUUCCCAUCCCUCAUUCUCAAACAGAGGCGACUGCAUUGAAGAGCAUCUUGAAGAACCGUGGAAAAUAUACAGUAAAUAACAACCCCUCAGACUCUCCCAUACCGACUAUGCGAGCCUCAGCAGUAGAAAGAAAUGGAGUUCUUUUAACUUCAUUCCCUGUCGAUGGAAACAUUKYGACAACUGUUGAAAACAGUUGCACUAAAGCUGCAUUUAAGGGMACAGUUWUUCAUCACACUGCGCAGGUCCACCGGCCAAGCCUUCCUCUCAAUCCUAUCAAUCAAUGCAUAGCUAAUUCACUAAACAGCCCAGAUUCAGAUCCCAAAAACUGGCCAGCACCACCACCACCCUUGGAAUGUGUUCUAGAUUCAGCCUCCAUUACACCUGGACAAGGCGAGGUAAAGAGUAUACCAUUUCCAACAAGACCAGCUCCACCCGUUCCCAAAAAGACAUCACCAAGAAAAGUAGCAGCUCCUCAGRAAACACACACUCAGUCUCAUUCUCAAUCGAAAACCAACAGCAAAUGCAAUGAACCGGCCAGCGGCGAGUUGCUAGAGUAUCUAAGACGAAUUGCCAAACAUGGACCCGAUAAGUCUCCUAGUAGAUGUUCUCAAGACAGUGAUGCUAUGACUCCAGAAUCAGAAACUUCUGAAUGGUCGAGGUUCACACAAAGCAACUUUUCUGAAGAUGACUACUUUAGCGAUGAUGAUGAUGAGUUUGACGAUUUCGAUGAAACUGAGUGUGAUGAUGAUGAUGAUAAUGAAAGUGUUCAAAGGGAAACGUCAAAAAAGAAAUCUAGCCGAAGGCCGCCUGCGCCGUCCAAACCCCGUUUGCCUCCAAAACCAGUCCCUAGUCUACCAAAGUGUAAAACGCUAUAUCCAUAUGACGCUGCUGAUGUUGAUGAGUUGACAUUCCAACCUGAUGAGGUCAUCGAAAUCGUUAAAGAAGAUCCCUCAGGCUGGUGGACAGGCAAGCUUCGAGGAAAGGAAGGUCUCUUUCCAUCAAACUAUAUCGAGAAGAUUUAAUCAAAAUAAUAUAAUUUUAGAAAAUAAAUGUAAUUUAGCAAGAUUUUUUUACUUGUUUUACAUUUGAACUAUGAACGGUGUGGURUUCAGCUUUAGUUUUGUCAUUGAAACGUUUUUAAUCGGUUUGUCUCUCUUUGUACUUUUGACGUCACAGCAGCCAUAUUGGUGUACACCAGACAAAAGAUUUCGUAAGCUUCUUUUGUCGUGAGUACCAGCAUGGCUGCUAAUUUUUUUUUUGUUUGUUUGUUUUUCAUUAACCAUGUAGGAUUUGUUAUCAAGUGACGGAAAACUAUGUAUAUUUACUGUCGAAUGAAUUAUUAUCUCAUUGACCUCGAGACCGAUCGAGUGGUGUAAUUGAUUUAGCAUCCACCAAACUAUACGACAAAUGUGAAAGAAGAGUAUUCAAACAAAACUUUUCUCGACAUUAUUCGCUCUCCUUAAAGCGACUUUUAUAGCCAAUCAGAAUGCUUGAUCURUGAUAGUGCGUAGUUUGGUGGAUACUAAUAUUUAUGUUUGGUUCGAGUAGAACAAGAAUGUUUCCGUGUUCAAAGAAGCCCGCUGUGAAGUGUUGCUGAAUACGAUGUCGAAUAAUAUCAUACCAUUUCUUAUUAGAAUCAAUUAUUCAGCUUUCAAAUUAAUGUAUUUAUUUAAAUCCCACACGUCAAAUUCAAUGGAAUUUUAAUUAGCAUUGCAAUAACAAGAAGAUAUGUGAACGACAGGUUACAUGAAUACUAUAUUAGAUAGAAAUAAUGUGUCAUUGGUCUUAUAAGAAAAAUGAAUAAACCCAAUCAUAUGAUGCA
Messenger RNA from Exaiptasia diaphana, 5403 nucleotides. RefSeq names its product unconventional myosin-Ie. The coding region runs from base 107 to 4603 and encodes 1498 amino acids. The transcript is spliced from 24 exons. Lineage: Eukaryota; Metazoa; Cnidaria; Anthozoa; Actiniaria; Aiptasiidae. Gene Ontology annotation, molecular function: actin filament binding; microfilament motor activity; ATP binding. The record is from RefSeq and is a predicted model, not a curated record. Gene Ontology annotation, cellular component: cytoplasm; plasma membrane; vesicle. Gene Ontology annotation, biological process: vesicle transport along actin filament; actin filament organization.